UCGUCAGUCACUCGCGAUAUUCGAACGAGAUUGCACGGGUAGUAGACAUUUCAUUAAUGACAAUAGGUAUCUUAAAGUUUAUUAAUAGUGAGUGAACGAAAACAUUGCUUGAAACACGUGAUUGGAAAAGUGACAAACUGAAUGGUUUUGAUUUAUUGAUAAAAAUAAAUAGGUUGCUAUUAACGAAGUUACUGGAAGGCUGAACGAGGACAGAGAGUUCGCGACGACAUGGGGGCAAAGUCCCGGGAGUUAAUACUGCUCCUGGCAGUGUGUGCGCUUGCAUUCUGCGAGUCCGUCAACAAAACUGUGAAGAAAGAAAGCAAGGACUCUGACAACUUCAACAUCCAAUACGAUGAUGAUUAUGACACAGACGAUCAAGAAGUCCUUUUCAAUGAAGACAAGCCAUGUCCCAGAGAUUGUUUAUGCGCUGUCUCACAAGGAUACCGCAUGGCUAAAUGCAAUCGACUAGAGCUUAAUACACAGAAGUUUGGUGACGACAUAACAGACCUAGUAAUUGAAAACUCCGAAAUUCCCGUCCAACUAGAUGACUUUAUUUUCAAAAAGCUAGGUCUUGACAAAGUUGCAACUAUUAAGAUUGUAAACAGUACUAUCACCUCUGUCGGAUCAAAUGCCUUCCACGGCCUUCAUGAACUUUACGCUGUGAACUUGUCUAACAACAAACUAAAAAAUUUACAUCCAGAAACAUUCGCUAGCAACAAAAAAUUACUUCUGUUAACUCUUUCAAACAACCCACUGAAAUUCCCUGCACCUGGAUCACAACAAUACUUCCUCAAUGCUUCAUCGGUACAAGAACUUGAUAUUUCAUAUUGUAAUAUGCAAUACAUCGCUGCCAAUACCAUCAAAAAUAUGCCCGGCCUAAUGUAUUUGAAUUUAGCCGGAAACAAUUUAUCUGAGAUGGAAGCUGAUACGUUUAAAACUCUUCUUGAUUUAGAAGAAAUAGACUUAAGCGACAACCACAUCAAAACUUUACCUGAUGACAUUUUCUCAGAAAAUACUGAGCUUGCUACGCUACAUAUUCAAAGAAAUCCCAUUGAUACCGUAUACGGACUUCAAAUUUCAGACCUUCUUACUUUGAAUGCAGGACAAACAAACAUCAAAUUCGUUGGACCGUCUAUGUUUAAUGGAAUGACUUAUGUAGCUAAUCUUAAUCUGAGCGGUAAUAGUAUUGAGAAAAUUCAUAACCAGGCCUUCCACAAAUUGGUUGAACUAAACUACUUAGACUUAUCAUACAAUGAUUUAGACUUUAUUUCAAGCGCUCUUAUUAAGGAAAAUAUUGAAUUGGAUAUCUUCAAAAUCUCUAACAACCCAAGACUGAAGCAUUUACCUGAGGAAGGAUUCAAUUGCUCCGCUGAACAGUUUAACAUUUAUUUGUUUGAUGCCUCCAACUGCGGACUUGAAGAAAUUUACGAUGAUUCUCUCAAAACUUUUACAGCCUUAUCACAAAUUAACUUAUCUGGAAACCGACUUAAAUCCAUAAAUAAACACGUAUUUUCAAGAAGUCCUAAACUAAUCGAAAUCAAUUUGUCAUAUAAUAUGUUAACAACAUUAGAAGCUCAAGUUUUUGCGAAUAACAAAGAUCUUGGAAAAUUGUACCUGCAAGGAAAUCCGUUGACAGUUUUGUCUGCUGAAGUGUUUGUAAACACGCCCCUACUCUCCUUGUUAGAUAUGAGUCAUGGAGAUUUAACAGCUCUAUGGACAGUAGAAAAGAACCAACCAGCUUCACUCCUUAAUAAUCUUAGUUUCCUUAACGUUUCGCAUAACCGGAUUACAGAAAUAAAGCAAACAGAAUUAGAUACCCUUAACAAACUACGAUCACUCGAUAUUAGCAAUAAUCCAUUGACAUGCAGCCGCGAGUUUGAAAAUCUUAUUACAUGGUUAAGUAAGCGCAAAGUAUCAUCUAACGUCAACUCUGCACUAAUUGCAAACCUUGGUAAAGAUGCGAAGGAGGACGAGAGCGCGUAUAGUUGGGAACUCCUUUCGCAGAAAAUAUGCGGUACUGCUGUGAGGCAUCCGAUUGAACCGCUUCCACCUGUAUCUGACGAGGAAAUAUGGGAAAGAAUCGACAAAGACGCAGAAGGCAACUUCGAUUUGAAGGAUACGCUUGAUGACGGUAAAAUAGCUGACGAUACAAAGAUUACCAAGGAGAAUGGAAAUAAUAAAGAUUAUGAUGAUGAGACAGCUGAUGACCUCGAUGACGCCGAUGACGAAGAUGAUGAUGAGGAAGAAGACAAAGAUGAGUCGGGCGAAGAAUAUGAUGAAAACGAUGAUAACGUAGAUCUCAAAGUCAAACUUAUCGAAAAACCAUCAAAGAAUUCUUUGGAUCCCAAACCGACAGCAACUACGCCAAAGGAAAAGGUCAAGAUUAACAUCAAGCUAUUAGAAAACGAUCACAUGUACGAUGAUCUCGAGCCCGAAGUGUAUGUGCAAGCACAGGAGGCGGGUGCUGAGCACGGCCACUACGAUUACCUGUGGCCCAUGUUGAUUGCUAUCUUGGGAGCACUUUUACUUCUAAUUAUUAUCGCUAAAGUUAUGAUGGUAGUAUGCAGUAGGAGGAACAAGCAAGUGAGAUACAACAGUGCCAUAAUAGCUGCCAUGAGCCAGUCCGGUCGCACAAAGAAGGACUGUGGACUAGUGUACCAACAGCUUUCGGAGGACUUGACGAGUCCUGCCACACCCAAACUUAACCGCUACGCGCCUCUGCAUACCGUCACCGUGAAGGCAUCUAACAUGUCUUACGAAAGCAGCCCCUUCCACCACAGCAACAUCGUGCCGGAGGCGGUGUGAGUUAUGCAGUAAAAAUUAAUAUCAUUGUAAACUCAAUAAAAUUAACAACUGCGUUAACGUUUAUAGAAGCAGUAAGUGAUAGAUAUAAGCGCUAGUCAAUGCUACCUACAUAUCGUAACAAAUUGAGCAUGAAGUGCCUUGCUAUUCGCAAACAAUUACCGAACAAUGACGCGUCCCAUUCCUUUAAACCUAGCGCUUGUUUUAUGAUUAUAGAGAAGAAAGUAACAAAUGGAAGUCAAAUUACAACAAAUUAAUGUAAGAUAUACAUAAUUAUAUAUUAUACAAAUUA
Pararge aegeria (speckled wood butterfly) is the source of this 3094-nucleotide messenger RNA. RefSeq names its product insulin-like growth factor-binding protein complex acid labile subunit (gene Gp150). The coding region runs from base 229 to 2805 and encodes 858 amino acids. Gene Ontology annotation, molecular function: protein binding. The transcript has 3 exons. Lineage: Eukaryota; Metazoa; Arthropoda; Insecta; Lepidoptera; Nymphalidae. The record is from RefSeq and is a predicted model, not a curated record.